AUGAAACAGCUUUCGAUUGCUGAUUUUGCGCCCCAGGUGGCCAGCUAUGCCUCAGGCACUCUUUUGUCUCCUGGAGAUGCUUCCAAGCUUACUUUGAUGAUCACUGAGCUCAUGCUCGACCACAACGUCGACUAUAAUCUUCUUAAAUUUUUGAGUAGAUUUCUCACUCCGCAAAGCUACGACGAGUUGAUCGAGGAACGGAACAUCGAGCACGAGUGUGGCUACAUAGUAUGUGACCAGUCACCAAAAAGACAAGUUCGGCGUUUAUCUGCCAAUAGUAACGGCACAACUACCGCCAAUGGAGAUCCUCAAGCCACCACAAAGUUUCAGAUAUACAAUAGAAAACCGUCAAUAAUCCUUCCCAAUACGUUUCUGAGCCAGUUUUGUUGCAAGGAACACUACCAAGCCUCACUUUUCUAUCGCAACCAGCUCAAAGAAGAGGCCCUCUUUGCCAGAGAACACAUUCUCACCACCCCGCCAUUUUCUCCGUCUGCCCCUCCGCAAUGGUACGAGAACGGAAUCAAGCUCUUGGAGGAGGUUCUCCAGAAACAUGAGGAACUUAGGGGUCUGGGAAAGACUCUCAGUGAUGUGAUAACGAUGAUGAACGGCAUGCAUAUUGCAGAUAACGACAAUAAGGACACUUCGAAUUUGAUCCAGCUUCUCGAGGACUUUGAUAUCGUGGAGAAGGAGGGUGGGCUCGACGGAGACAGCGCCAUUGUGGACGAAGAAGACGAGGAAGAUGUCGAUAAUGACUCUCAAGCACCAUUCAAUAACAAUCUAUCCCGAAGCAUUGACGGAUAUGUAACGUCCAACAAGAGCUUUGGAGGCUACGUAGUCUAA
This is a messenger RNA of Meyerozyma guilliermondii ATCC 6260, 840 nucleotides long. RefSeq names its product RNA polymerase II subunit B1 CTD phosphatase. The transcript has a single exon. Lineage: Eukaryota; Fungi; Ascomycota; Pichiomycetes; Serinales; Debaryomycetaceae. The record is from RefSeq and is a predicted model, not a curated record. The coding region runs from base 1 to 840 and encodes 279 amino acids. Gene Ontology annotation, cellular component: cytoplasm; nucleus. Gene Ontology annotation, molecular function: RNA polymerase II CTD heptapeptide repeat phosphatase activity; RNA polymerase core enzyme binding.